AUGGACGGUGUGGAAAUCACUGGCAAAGGAGCAGAGAUGCCCAGGAGGUCCGGAGCGACCUUGGCCUUGGUGCUGUGCGCGCUGGCGGCGGCGGCGGCGGCGGCGGGGCUGGCGGUGGAGCCUGGGCGCUGCGUCCUCUCCCAAUAUCGCUCGCUGGCGCCCAGGGCGCUGGCGGCCGUCAGGGCGCUGAGGGAUGGCUACGUGAGUGACACCGAACCUGAGCCCCGCGUGCCCUCCCCAGCUUUCCAUGUCUCCGCGUCCACACUCGUGUCCGGGACGUUCCCCGAGGGCCGCUUCCCGGCCUCUCGUCGGGGCGCCGGAACCUCUGGCCAAGAGGUAUGGGAGCGCCCGGAGGCCCUGCACACUGAGCUGGACCUGACGCUGAAGGUGCUGGGCUCCGUGGCUGACCCCGCCCUGGGGGACAUCCUGGACCAAUGGCUCAGCAUUCUGUACUACAUCCACUACCAGCUCCUGGCCUGUGUGAGUCCUGGGCCCAAGCUGUCCCAAAUAGAGAGGCCCAGGCUCAGCCCUCAGCUAGUCCCAGGCCCCACAGCCCGCCUGUCCCACUGGCUGCACAGGCUCCAGGCUGCCCUGAAGCAGGCCUCAGGGGGCCCCUAG
Molecule: messenger RNA, 618 nt
Organism: Dipodomys ordii (Ord's kangaroo rat)
Lineage: Eukaryota; Metazoa; Chordata; Mammalia; Rodentia; Heteromyidae
Product: interferon lambda-1-like
Exons: 6
Coding region: 1-618 (205 amino acids)
Biological process (GO): defense response to virus; cell surface receptor signaling pathway via JAK-STAT; positive regulation of immune response
Molecular function (GO): cytokine activity
Source: RefSeq, a predicted model, not a curated record